AUGCUCAACGCCCUCGCCAACCACGGCUACCUCCCUCACUCCGGCGCCGACAUUUCUCUCGCUCAGCUGAUGCAGGGCCUGAAGAAGGGGAUCAACCUCUCCCCCGACGCCUCCCUAAUAGUAGGCCUCAAAGCCCUCCAAGCCUCCAGCACGGGCUCCUGGGUAACCUUCCACCUCGACGACCUCAACAAACACGGGGUAAUCGAACACGAUGGCUCCUUAUCUCGAGGCGACGUAAGCAUGGGCGACAAUCACACCUUUUCACCUGAGAUCUGGGCUACCGUGCUGCAAGUCAUUGGCGAUGACGAAAGGAUUAGUAUCGAGACGGCAGCGAAGAUGCGCGGGUUCAGGAUUGCUGAGGGACCGAAACUGAAUCCCGAGGGGUUCAAGAUGAGCAGUGAGGAUCUGAGGUUCAGUGCGAUUGAGACGGCGUUGUAUUUGAGGGUUUUGGGAAGGGGGACGGAGGGCGGGGCGGAGACGAGGUGGGUUCGGGUUAUGUUUGAGGAGGAACGGCUCCCGAUUGAAGAAGGAUUCAAGAGGUCCGACAAGCCGCUCACGAUUGCGGAGAUAUUGGAAUUGCAGAGGAAGGUUGAGGCGGUCGGUGCUGCUCCCGAUCCGAAGUGA
Molecule: messenger RNA, 624 nt
Organism: Sordaria macrospora k-hell
Lineage: Eukaryota; Fungi; Ascomycota; Sordariomycetes; Sordariales; Sordariaceae
Molecular function (GO): peroxidase activity
Source: RefSeq, a predicted model, not a curated record